Messenger RNA from Schistocerca americana (American grasshopper), 781 nucleotides. RefSeq names its product ctenidin-1-like. Gene Ontology annotation, cellular component: extracellular matrix. NCBI's taxonomy places the organism in Eukaryota, Metazoa, Arthropoda, Insecta, Orthoptera, Acrididae. Bases 118 to 726 code for a protein of 202 amino acids. The transcript has 4 exons. The record is from RefSeq and is a predicted model, not a curated record.
GCGGCGGGUGUGUCGAAUCCACGAGCCGCGCCAGAGACGGGGCCGCCGCCGGUAUAAAAGGCCCGCCGGCUCGGAUGGGCGCCGUCACAGACCACACAGCUCCACAGCAGCGCCAGGAUGGCAGCCUUUAAGAAGAUGUUGGCAGCAGCAGUUAUGGCCGCAGUGUGCUUGCACGCAAGCGCAGGCGGGCACGGCGGGGGCGGUGGCGGUGGCGGCCACGGCGGUGGUGGAGGCGGCGGAGGAUACUUAGGCCCCGGCGGUCACGCGCACUCGUUCGCCUACUUCCACGGCCCCGUGGAGGGCGGUCACCACGAGAUCGUCGUGGACGGAGGCGACGGCGGCGGCGGUGGCGGCGGUCACGGGGGCGGCCACGGUGGUCACGGACACGGCGGGCACCACCACACCCACACCGGCGGGAAGUACGUCGACUACGUGGCUCAUCCUCGGUAUGAGUACGCAUACGGUGUAGCUGACGGCCACUCAGGGGAUCACCACAGCCAGAAGGAAUCCCGAGAUGGAGACAAAGUCGUUGGAGAGUACACGAUUAAGGAACCCGGCGGCAACGUGCGCACAGUGAAGUACCACUCCGACAAGAAGGGCGGUUUCUUCGCCGAGGUCCAUAACAGCGGCGGAAACGACCACUCCGGAGGCACCUACGGAGGCUACAGCCACGGAGGACACGGAGGCGGCGGCGGCGGCGGCCACGGAGGCGGACAUGGGCACUAGUAAUACGACUCGGCGGAACCACUACAAUACAAGCUCAGCUUAAGCUUUUUGUAUU